Molecule: messenger RNA, 1867 nt
Organism: Saimiri boliviensis boliviensis (Bolivian squirrel monkey)
Lineage: Eukaryota; Metazoa; Chordata; Mammalia; Primates; Cebidae
Source: RefSeq, a predicted model, not a curated record
ACAACCACCCAGGAAGCCAAAGGCAAGCGCCCCCUGCCAAAGUGCCUUGGCCCAUAAGAUGGAAAGAGUGAGCCCCAGAUGUGAUGAGUGCUUCCAGGCUUCGGGCUCAGAAGGCGCCCAGGCCCCAGCUCUCCUGUAACUCAGAGGCCAGUGUGAUGGGAGCUUCUCCACUCAGCACACGUCCGCUGUAAGCACGCCUGUGCUGGGCGAAAGGGGUUUGGGACAGCUGCUUGUCUUUGAUCUCCUGUGUAAUCUCCACUCUCAUUUAUGAUAAUGUCGAACGUGCAGCACAAAGCUCAGCUAGAACGCCGGAUCGCUGGCUCAACCAACCGGUGGCGUUUCCCCAGACAGCCUUUUUCUGGAGACCUGCUCUCACUUUCCCAGAAGUGCAAGGCUCUGAGUGUAGACUUUGAGGAAGCUCUGAGGAACCCAGACAGGUUAUGCAUUUCACAAAUUCAGAAGCUUUUCUGUGGGAAUUUGAAGAACGAGGACAUCCAAAGUGGGGAAGCAGAUGUGAUUCUCGAGUGCCUGGGCUUCAAAUGGGAACUCCAUCAGCCCCAGCUUUUCCAGUCUCAGACCUUGGCCAAGCUCUACUUGGAAGCCCUGGCACAGGGCAGCACAUCUCCCCGGAGGGAGCUGGAGAAGCUUCUGCGAGCUCAAUCCCCUAAGAAGACCAAAGAAAGAUCCCCUGUGAAGAAGAUGAUCAUUUCCUUGAAGAUCAAUGACCCCCUGGUCACUAAAGUCCCCUUCGCCACGGCCCUGAAGAGCCUCUACAUGAGUGAGGUGGAGAUUCACUUGGACCACGUGCUGGGAGUCCUGGCUUCUGCCCACAUCCUCCAGUUCAAUGGCCUGUUUCAAAGGUGCGUGGAUGUGAUGAUGGCCGGUCUCACGCCAAUCACCAUCAGGAAGUUCUACGAGGCUGGCAGCAAGUACAAGGAAGAGCAGCUUACCACGGCCUGCGAGAAGUGGCUGGAAAUGAACUUGGUUCCUCUACUGGGGACACAGGUCUACCUCCGCAGAAUCCCGCAGGACCUGCUCCACAAAGUACUGAAGUCUCCCAGGUUGUUUACCUUUAGUGAAUUCCGUCUUGUGAAAACAAUACUUUUUUGGGUCUUCUUGCAACUAGACCACAAGAUUAUGGCAAUUCCAACUCAGGAAACCAUGCUGACGUUUUUUAAGAGCUUUCCCAAGAACCGUUGUUUUCUGGACCGAGAUAUAGGACAGAGAUUGAGGCCGCUCUUCCUCAGCUUGCGUCUGCACAACAUCACCAAAGGCAAGGAUCUGGAGGAGCUGCAGGACCUUAACUUCUUCCCAGAGUCGUGGCUGAACCAGGUUACAGCCUACCAUUACCACGCACUGGAGAACGGAGGCGACAUGGCUCACCUGAAAGAUCUUAACACUCAGGCUGUGAGAUUUGGACUGCUCUUUAACCAGGAGUAUACAACUUAUUCAAAAAAGAUUGCUGUAUAUGGAUUCUUCUUUGAGAUAAAGGGACUCAAACAUGAUACUGCCUCUUACAGUUUUUACAUGCAGAGAAUAAAGCACACAGACCUGGAAUCCCCUUCCAUGGUCUCCAAGCACAAGCCUGUCAGCCUGCGAGCGGUGCGCCUGGUGAAGUAUGAGAUCAGAGCCCGGACCCUGGUUGACAACAAGUGGCAGGAGUUCGGGACAGACGAGGUCUUGCAGAAGUUCGACUUGGCCAAGCCAUCCUGCAAAAGUCGUACCUUGAAAAUCCAAACUGUGGGCAGCCCAAUCUAUGCAACUUUUGCAUUCAUCUUCCCACCAUCUUGACAGUUUCCAGAAGAAUCUAUGGGAUUUCCCAAGACACGGACCUGCAUAAAAGAAAAUAAAAUGGCGUGAAAAGGUA